AUGCCACCAGCCCUCAAUAUCCCAAAAUGGCUCGAACAAAACUCCCAUCUCCUCCAGCCACCAGUUAAUAACUAUUGUGUCUACCAUCCAUCCUCGCCAGCCACAACAGGCUACACCGUCAUGGUUGUUGGCGGACCCAACGCACGAACAGACUACCACAUCAACACCACGCCUGAGUUUUUCUACCAAUACCGAGGCUCUAUGCUUCUUAGAACAGUCGAUACGACUACAGAAACACCGACAUUUGAGGAUGUUGAGAUUCACGAGGGUUCAAUAUACCUGUUGCCAGCUAACACGCCGCACUCUCCUGUGAGAUUCAAGGAUACUGUGGGUAUCGUAAUGGAACAGCCGCGGGCGAAUGGUGCUCUUGAUGCCAUGCGCUGGUAUUGCAAGAAAUGCAAAGAGAUUGUUUGGGAGAAGAAGUUUGUCUGUUCGGAUCUUGGGACGCAGGUUAAAGCUGUUGUUGAGGAAUUUGGCGCUGACGAAGAGAAAAGGCGAUGCAAGGCUUGUGGAGAGAUUGCUGCCACUAAGUAUGCGGAAGGUGAGCUUGAGCAGCCACCUAGGUUCCCUGAAUAA
Penicillium taxi is the source of this 576-nucleotide messenger RNA. RefSeq names its product 3-hydroxyanthranilate 3,4-dioxygenase. Gene Ontology annotation, molecular function: iron ion binding; 3-hydroxyanthranilate 3,4-dioxygenase activity. The record is from RefSeq and is a predicted model, not a curated record. Gene Ontology annotation, biological process: 'de novo' NAD+ biosynthetic process from L-tryptophan; quinolinate metabolic process. Gene Ontology annotation, cellular component: cytoplasm. The transcript is spliced from 2 exons. NCBI's taxonomy places the organism in Eukaryota, Fungi, Ascomycota, Eurotiomycetes, Eurotiales, Aspergillaceae. Bases 1 to 576 code for a protein of 191 amino acids.